Messenger RNA from Paramecium pentaurelia, 189 nucleotides. Lineage: Eukaryota; Ciliophora; Oligohymenophorea; Peniculida; Parameciidae. The record is from the annotation of a GenBank genome assembly.
AUGUAAUAAUGGAUAGCCAUCCAUUUAGCCUGCACGUAAAAAACCUAAAUCUAGAGAAAUUAACCACACAAAUAAUUUCGAUUAACUAUAUACAAAAAUGAAUCCAUACUAUUUGGAACUUAGUUAUUAGACAUUAAAAAGAAAUAAUUAACAUCUACAACUUUACAUACACUUAAAGAAAGUUAUUGA